This is a messenger RNA of Maudiozyma barnettii, 1275 nucleotides long. RefSeq names its product Stb1p (gene STB1). NCBI's taxonomy places the organism in Eukaryota, Fungi, Ascomycota, Saccharomycetes, Saccharomycetales, Saccharomycetaceae. The transcript has a single exon. The record is from RefSeq and is a predicted model, not a curated record. The coding region runs from base 1 to 1275 and encodes 424 amino acids.
AUGACAGAAAUGGCUGAAGACAAUAGCAAUGAUCUGGCUUCUAGGAUCCUACAGAGAGCUCAAAUGGCUCAAAUGACGCGUCAAUUGAAAUUGGGAUUGAGUCAAAUACCAAAGAAUCAAAUUAAUGAUGAUACACCUCAUGCAACAUCUACUAGCAACAAUAACAAUAACAAGAGAGCUGGUGAUAAUUUUCUAUUAAAGAAGGAAACUUCACCUUUGAAGAAACAAUCAACUGAAACCAGUAUUAGUACUACUAAUAAUAAUAAUCCGAAGAAUCUUAAUAUUAAUAAAGAAAAAUUUAAUAAAAAUGAAAAUAAGAUUAUUGGACCUUCUUCACCAAGUUCAAAUUCUCCAAUGAAAGUUAUGCCAUCUACUCCAGGAAGGUCAACAAAUACAAAUAAUCAUAGAUUUCUUACUACACCAAAUCAAAAAACGUUUAAGAAAAAUAAUAAUGGUGAUAAUAGCAGCAAUUCUGCAGGUGAUGAUACAGGUGCAGAUUUAUUAAUGUAUUUGGCAACAAGUCCAUACACCAAGCCAUCCACUUCAUCUUCAAUAAAUCAACAUAAAUUAAAUAAUUUCAUGAAAAUUCCAACAACUCCAUCUUCAUCGUCCUAUUCAAAUCAUCACAACCCAAAUGAUGAGGCUAUACGAUUAUCGAAUAUGAAACCUUCACUUUCUUCGCCACAAUCUACUUUCAAAGUUCCUCAUUUAGUGGCUCAUAAUGGAACUUCGUCAUUAGCAUAUCAGGACGUCCUAAUGGAUUCAUCUUCACUUUAUAUGAAUUCUAUGCAUACAUCAAAUAAUGGAAUGAGUCCUCAAAAGAAAAAGAUGAGUCCUCAGCAAUCUCAGGUACCAACGGCAAUACCGACAACACCAUCUCGUGAAUCAGCUACUACAACUAAAUCUGGGAAUAUAAUAAAUGGAUCAACUAAUAAUCAAAGAGAUCAAUUAGGGUUACCAGCAGGAAAUAAUUCACAAUCUAAUAAUAAUAAUUCAGGAACUAUAUUUAAUAAUUUGAAUUUGCUAAAAACACCUAAUUUUAAUAUGGGAGAUUAUAUUCACAAUUUAUUUAGUCCCUCUCCAAAUGUAUCAACCAGUCAAGCUAGCCAGUUCAAUAAUGUAGCUGUAGGCUUGAAUAAAACUGGCAUGGUGAAUGAAUCGGCAAGUGAUGCAUUUAAUGGAUUAUUAGCAGCGUCUUCAAAUAAACAACAACAGUCCAUUACGACUUCAACAUCCACAUCAGCAUUGGUGGAUAAGACUAAUAAUGACUUAUGA